AUGGCACACGAUAGCUCACUGGAGCUUUUGAGCGAGGCCAAACUCGACCCCAGGCCGCAUGCAGGCCUACUAACCUACAACCCCAGCAUCGAGCUCUUCGCAAGGGCUGCAGGGUCCAGAACUUUGGAGAUCUGGCGGUCCAAUGGUCAGACCGUCGCGAAGAACAGUCAGAAGGGCGAGAGAGAGACUGUUGAAGCGCUGCAAUGGAAGGCCGACGGCGAGUUCCUCGCUGUGGGAUGGAGCGAUGGCAUCGUACGGCUGAUGGGCCUGGAGAGCAGCAAGGCCGUUCACCAGAUACCUGUGUGCGACGCCGCGAAGGCCAAGAUCACCUGCAUCGGCUGGGCGCGAAACCAUGCCGCCAAACGCCCGGCCUCGUCGCGCAAGCCCGGCACGACGGCUCUGAACGACCUCUCUCUAGACGGACUCACGUUAGACGAGAAGAGGAAGAAGACGACGACGCUUGAUCUGCCACGCGAGCUUGCCUUCCUUGAGGUGGAGACCGCGCUGCCGAAGCUGAGUCCGCUGCCGGCCUCUGGAGGCUCGGGCGAUGAUAUGUAUGUCUUCACCACGAGAGCGUCUCUCGAGUUUCUGUUCCGGCCCUUUUCGCCAGAGACCAGCGACUUGGUGGAUGUAAUGCUGGUGGGCACGGAUGACGGACAGAUACACCUCAGCAUCUACGACUCCUUUGUCAUCGGCAACUUCAAGUACAACCUGCCCAAUGACUUGGGUAACGCCGAUCCUUUAAAACUGAUGCAUCAUGCCUCCCACCCCGAUCUAUCCACACAUUCCCUCCUAUUCCGCCCUUCGUCGAAAGGCGAAACCAGAGAGUUAUACCUUGUCCCCAUGGACCUGACUUUCAUCCACUCUUCCCCCGAAAACCUGUCUCUCCUCGCAUCAAAGACUACUACUCUGCAGAAGCUUCUGAGAUAUGUAAGACAGGUGCAGAUGCACAUGGUGUACGAAUGGCAGUCUACGCGCGAGUUGCCGGGCAAAUUUCUCAACAGCAUCAACGAGUCUCUACGCGAAACUGGGACAUACGGAGAAAUGGACAUUGGCCAAGCGAUAUACCAUUCAGUCGUAACUGGCCACACGUUCCCCGAGGUCAAAGAGUGGCUCGUCGAUCAACUAGCAGAACGUGGACACAAGCGGUGGGAUAAGGCGGUUGUUUCAGGCCUGGAAAACCUCCGCAGUCUUGUUCAUGAGAACUUUCUCCCAUCGCUGGAGCGCAUAGCGAUCAUCUUGAGCCGCCUUCUUGGUAUAGCCCGCUUUCAUGAAUCCAAGGACGAAAUCGGCUUCACCAGCACCCAGAUCACCAAGGUUAUGGAUAUCGUGUCUUGCUUAAUGCUCGUCGGAAACAAGAUCCUACUACUGGUCAUGGAGGAGCUGGACCUAUUCCAUGCUUUCUCGGGCUGGCUUCGCCAUGAGAUUGAUCGGUUGGCGUCCUCUUCCUCUUCGGACGAGCUCACCGAGAAGGAAGCCACCAUGGAGCACGGUAAAAUAUUGACCUACAUCCAGCAAUACAUGCACGCCAGCCCAUUACAGGCUUACCUGAGCAAAGUUUCGAAGGACGAGUCGAGUCGGGACUCUCAAUUGGUCGGUGAUGUUACUUCUUUGCUAGAUGUCCUUGAUAAACAAAUCAAGAAGCAAGAAGACGGGAAGUCCCAGUCGACCGUGGUCCACCAGAUAGAGUUCUUGGGGGAUUUCCUGCUAGAGAACUCCAAUGUCGUGUUCAAUGGCAUUGCAGAAGCCGAGAAGCGCAGUGUGAGGUUCGGUCAAGCUACUAAGAUCGAGCUGGAAAACAGCAUAACGAAGGUUGACGUUCGGAUGUGUGCUGCCAAUCACGGUGACACCACAAAUGGCUUGACAUAUACAGCGUUAACGGAAGAAAACUUCAAGAAUAUCGUCCACCUGUUCCGAACGGACACACACAUUAUCAAUGGGAUUAGCAGUACAGUCAAGACGCAGCAUACGUGCCUCUCCUUAGGUGAUGCCCAAGUUCUCGAUCUCAGAUUUCUCAACGAAGACUCCCUACUCGUAUUACUAUCGCUUGAAGACGACCUCCGGAUUAUCAGGGUCCCACAUCCUUCGGAUAAGCUGGGAUACCAUGACUAUAGUCCUGGAAAUCUAGCAUCUCCGCAUGUCCUCAGCACAGGGGAAGUCACUAGCGUCUUCCCAAACGUCCUUAUCCCGCGCGAGGGCAACUUUGCGCCAGUGCAAAUGGAGGUCAAGCAGGCAAGCUCAGACCGUGGGGAUUUCCCGGCCCGAGUUUGUCUUCUUGGGAACGAUCUCCAGACGUACAAGGUCUUCUCUCUGCCUGCUGAAUUUCUUUGA
Neoarthrinium moseri is the source of this 2331-nucleotide messenger RNA. RefSeq lists its product as uncharacterized. Lineage: Eukaryota; Fungi; Ascomycota; Sordariomycetes; Amphisphaeriales; Apiosporaceae. The transcript is spliced from 7 exons. Gene Ontology annotation, biological process: positive regulation of mitotic metaphase/anaphase transition; protein K11-linked ubiquitination; anaphase-promoting complex-dependent catabolic process. Gene Ontology annotation, cellular component: anaphase-promoting complex; nuclear periphery. Gene Ontology annotation, molecular function: protein binding. The record is from RefSeq and is a predicted model, not a curated record. Bases 1 to 2331 code for a protein of 776 amino acids.